Messenger RNA from Sciurus carolinensis (gray squirrel), 5712 nucleotides. RefSeq names its product ETS homologous factor (gene Ehf). The record is from RefSeq and is a predicted model, not a curated record. Gene Ontology annotation, biological process: cell differentiation; regulation of transcription by RNA polymerase II. The transcript is spliced from 9 exons. Gene Ontology annotation, molecular function: DNA-binding transcription factor activity, RNA polymerase II-specific; sequence-specific DNA binding. The coding region runs from base 449 to 1381 and encodes 310 amino acids. Gene Ontology annotation, cellular component: nucleus. NCBI's taxonomy places the organism in Eukaryota, Metazoa, Chordata, Mammalia, Rodentia, Sciuridae.
UUCAGCCAGCCAUAUCCCUCCCCUGGCGGAUCACCCUGUUCUUAACGCUCCUGGAGAAGCCGCCUUCCGCGUCCUAGCCCCACGGCCGUGACACCCCCAUUAAGCUAGUGGUCUAGUGGUAAUGAAGGCCCCUUGGCUGAGGGAAGGCGGUGGAAAGUGGUUUUUCUGGGGGGACGUUGGAGGUUGUUUAUGACUGCUUUCUUCUUCCAGCUUAGAAAGAUGUUAAGAAGCUUCCUCCGACUUUGCGUGAUGAGGGCUGGGCGAUGAUGCCAUUGCUUAAUUGGUGGUGUUAGUGAUCUCCAUUUGAGUGACUUGUUUGGCUCUUUGUGGCCCUUUUGGGCCUUUGCUCGUCAUGUGAUAUUGACAAACUCAUGAGAAACAAGAGCGCCACGAUGCUUGGAUUAGGACAGGAGUCACCCCUCAAACUUCUCAGACCCCCUGGUAGAACAUGAGCGAGUCUCCACAGCCUGCUUUGGAGAUCAUGAUUCUGGAAGGAAGUGGUGUAAUGAAUCUCAACCCCAGCAACAGCCUCCUCCACCAGCAGCCAGCCUGGACAGACAGCUACCCGACGUGCAAUGUAUCCAGCGGGUUUUUUGGAGGCCAGUGGCAUGAAAUCCACCCUCAGUACUGGACCAAGUACCAGGUGUGGGAGUGGCUUCAGCACCUGCUGGACACCAACCAGCUGGACGCCAGCUGCAUCCCAUUCCAGGAGUUCGAUGUCAACGGGGAGCACCUCUGCAGCAUGAGCCUGCAGGAGUUCACCCGGGCGGCGGGCACGGCGGGGCAGCUGCUCUACAGCAACCUGCAGCACCUCAAGUGGAACGGUCAGUGCAGUAGUGACCUGUUCCAGUCCACACACAAUGUCAUUGUCAAGACUGAACAAACCGACCCUUCCAUCAUGAACACCUGGAAAGAAGAGAACUAUUUAUACGACACCACCUAUGGUAGCACAGUAGACUUGUUGGACAGCAAAACUUUCUGUAGGGCCCAGAUCUCCAUGACAACCACCGGUCACCUUCCUGUGGAGUCACCUGACAUGAAGAAGGAGCCAGAGCACCCUGCAAAGUCCCACACCAAAAAACACAACCCAAGAGGAACUCACUUGUGGGAGUUCAUUCGCGACAUCCUCCUGAACCCAGACAAGAACCCGGGGCUGAUUAAGUGGGAAGACCGGUCCGAGGGCAUCUUCAGGUUCUUGAAAUCAGAGGCGGUGGCUCAGCUAUGGGGAAAAAAGAAGAACAACAGCAGCAUGACCUACGAGAAGCUCAGCCGGGCCAUGAGAUAUUACUACAAGCGAGAAAUUCUGGAGCGCGUGGAUGGACGAAGGCUGGUAUAUAAAUUUGGGAAGAAUGCUCGUGGAUGGAGAGAAAAUGAAAACUGAUUGUCGACUCUGAAGCACCAACCGAAACAUACACGUAAUGAGUCAUAGCCCACGAAGAACUCCUGGACGUAAAUAUUUCAAAGACUUAUUUUUCUCUGAUAUUUAUGUACCACGAGGGGGAAAAAAUAUCUACUUCUACCGGGAAGAAGGAACACUACAGUUGAUAAAAGAUUAUUUUGUUACUUUGAAGUAUGUUCUAUAUGGGGAACAAACGUACACAGUGUUCUGUGAAAUACGAUGCUGUAUGUGGUUGUGAUUUCUUUUUGCCACUAUUGUGAAGUUCUUUCCUACCACAAGAAUAACAAGGUUUGUAGCCUUGCGCUUCUUGCCAAAGGAAAGAAAGAAAAAUUGGAGGGCAUUAAAUAUUUGUCAUGUGCAAAAUGAUUUAGGAAAAGGUGAGGAGUCCUCUGCACAUCAGUGACCCCAGGACCUUGCCAAGGGAGGCGGAUGUGGCUGUUAGGAUGAAGUCCAGGGUCUCAGAGAGACAGGAUACAACAGAAGGAUGCCGGGAAGUUUAACCUGUUAGGGGCCAGCGAGUGGAGAAUGGGGACUCCCCAAAUCUAGGGUGGGCUGCAAUCACUUAGGAUCACCUGACUUGGAAUGUCUCUGGGCGAGAAGAAUAAUGGUGAAGGGUUUUAUACUCAUUCAGGAAUGAUUUACCCGUUCCCCCUUUCCCUUGGAUGGUUGGUGAGGAAAUGUCAAUUGCUACAUCUGCUCACUUCUAGUUACUUAAGAGAGAGGUGAGUCUUGGUUAUUUUUAUUCUAGCUGAUUAAAAAUAGAAAAAUAGGAAAAAGAAGGUAUUGGUAUGGACAAGACUGAGGUGUUCGCUCUUGGAUCUCUGUGGUUCAAGGUUUCUCAUUUGGCACAGCUGACGUUUUAGGCUGGAUCAUUCUUUGUGAGGAGGACUCUCCUGUGCAUUGCAAGAUGUAGAGCAAAUUCCAUCAGCUCUGCCCUAUAGAUACCAAAAGCAGUCCCCAGUUGUGACAACCAAAAAUGUCCCCAGACAUCACCAGAUGUCCCCUGGGGGGAACACAAUGACCCCUGAUUGAGAACCACUGAUUUAGCCAAUUGAGAUGAAGAUAGCGAUUUAUUCUUAGAACAAAAAGAUUUGUUAAGGUCUUUUAGUUCCUAAAGUGAAAGCAAGACUCUCAAGUCAACUUAUUUUUAUGUUUAUGUGAGGGAUAGGGGGUUGAAAUAUCUAGAGAAAUUGCUCUUCAGAACCCCAGAAGAGUCAAAGUCAGACCAAUUAAAUGUAGUCAUGCAGAAAGAGCUAAGUAGUAGACACAUGCACUGAAAUUUUAAAGCAGAUUGAAAAUUAUAUUGCAGAAGAAAAUGCUGAGAAAAAAAAAUGUGUGUGUGUGUGUGUGUGUGUGUGUGUGUGUGUGAGAGAGAGAGAGAGAGAGAGAGAGAGAGAGAGAGAGAGAGAGAGAGGUGGUGGGGGAGGGAUAAAGAUCUCUUCUCCAGGGAACGUGCUCUUUGCAGAUGUCUCUCUUCCUUACUUUGGAUCAUCUCUUUCCUGUCUCCUCUGAACUCAUCCCAAAGUGAAAGGGUUGUUGCAUAGAUUUGCAUUCAGAGGAAUGUUUUAAAAGAAAAAGAGAGGAAGGAUGGAAGAGAUAAACAUGAAAUGCCGCUCAGGAGCAAGGAGUUGGAAGCUUCUUCAAUCAUGGGAUUGUUCUGGAAUACUUGAAGAUAGAUUUGGGUCACGCAAGCUGGGAGGAACAUGAGUCUGUAGGUACAUCGACGAUGCGUUGGAACCAAAUCCUUUUGGCAAUUUUUCUUGUUGACUCCCGCACGCCCUUGUCUUUCUCCUCUGUUCUCCUCUGUCUUGAGCAAUGAGACAGGAAUGAAGACGUGUAUCUGUAGGCGUGACCUUCAAAACGAAUAGAGCCCCUACCCUUGUGUCCUGCCCAGGGACAGUCCUGCUUCAGUUCACACUGAAGUCUGCUAAGUGCUUGUAAUGUAUUCAAAAAUCUGUAAGUAAGAAGAAUUAAUAUCCUAAUUAUAAAGAGGACCAUUAAGCAUGGUGACCUUGGAAUACCCAUGAGCGACCUUCUGAAGGGACUACCAAGUUCCUUUCAUUUUUGCCUGACUUGGUCACCUAUACAAAGGUUUUACUUGGUGUUACAAGUGAAAGUUACCGAGGGGGUUGAGAAAAAUAACAACAGAGCGGCAAAGAUCUUGACUAUGCAACCCAGAUAUUACUGCAUAAAAGACACACCUUGUUUUCCAAGGUUGAAGAACUACAGGGCCUUCCCCACAUUUGACUAUAAAUUGCAAAGAAUGAAUUAGACAUCCGGGUAUUCGAAGUGGUGUAAUACAUGAAUACUUGUGUGUCUGUGCAUGUCUGGAUUGUGUGAAAUUAUUAGGGGUAUCUGCCAAUUCUCUCUGCUGUUCCUUUCCUGGCUUUGCCUAUUCAUCAUCUACGAUGGCUAGAUCCUUCUCUGAGUUCAUCCUUCCUCAAAUCUGUUAAGUUCCUUACAUUUCUCCCAUUGGGCUUUGAUUCUUUGUGUGACUUUUCCAUUGAAGAGCAAUCUUUGUUGGGGAGUAGGUGAAUCUGGGGAGUAGCAACUGCAGCAGUUCUUCAGAUAAAUAGCAGAUUGUGUUAUUUGUCGAAAGUGACAGUUUCUUGGCACCUGGUGCCUGUUUAAAUAGGCUGGAGUAUUAAGUUCUCGGCAUAUCACUAUUGUCUUGGCUUGACUUUGCUGCCUUUUCUAUGUGCUGUUCGUGACUUGGAGAACUCAAGGUAAUCGAGUCCUGCCAACUUGGGGUGUGCACAGAGUAUUUCCCACUGCAGUGUUGAAAGAGACAGCCAAGUCCUGUAGACAAGCUGCCCUUUCUUAGGGGCCAUGCAGCUUCUCAAUGGAGAAGCUCAUCCGUGAUGGGUGUCCACCUGGUCACUAAACAUGGUCUCUUGGAACCCUCCUUAAGCUAAGGGCUCCAGCUCUCUCAGUAGGUUUUAAGUCAGGCAAUGUACUGCUAAGACUUCACAAGACUUAGAUCAUCUGAGGCUCCUGUGUGACUUGAUAAAACUUGAGUAAGGCCCAUGGCUCUCAGGGACAUAUCCCACAGUAUCUUGAAAGUGCCACCUGAGCAGGACAGAUCCAGGUUAUGAGUUUCCCUUUGGUUCUUGUCUGGCUAGACUGUAAGCUCUUUGAGGGCAGGGUCAAAGUCUCAUCACUACUGUUUUCCUGGUACCUGGCAUGAAACAGGUAGACAAUAAACACUUGUUGGAUGAACAUCUUCUGGAAGAUUCCUUGGAUUGGGAGGUCCUAUCAAUAAUGGGGACAUGAAUAAUUUCUUCACUGGACUAAGAACAUGGCAGCCAAAUCUUCGAGGACAUAUCCGUUGUGAACAUUUUACUGUGAGGCUCCUUACUUUGCUUUCCCACCUGGGCUAAAAUGAAACCCAAGCAAGACUUUGGUUCAACAGGUCAACGUAUGUUGGCUGAGAAUACUGUUGCCUUACUUGGAACUGUGAGACUUCUCUGGCACAAGAUGCCAGUAAAUGAACGCUUAACCUAUUUUAACCAAUGAAGAUUAUGAAUGUGUUUAUAUGAUGUAAGUUGCUAUUUAAGCAUAAAACAGUUUUCAGUUUUAGUAUUUUGGGGUUGGUUUUUAUUUUAUUUUAUUAUUUUUUUUCUUUUUGAAAAAUACCAAGGGAUCUUUUGAUAAGGUUAGGAAUGCAUAUUAGAUAUUAGUUUUGCAAGUGUGUUGUUUUUCAGUUACAUAAAAUGUAAGAAAAGGUAAACACAAUAAGAGGGAAAAGCAAUUAUAUCAUUCUUCAUAUAGUUAAAAACAAGCCUACUGUGUGCAUAGUGUGGAACCAUAUGUGUGAGGAGCUUGUCUGAUCACAUAGGCUAUGAUAUUCCCUGACAUGCAACUGUUGGAGGAAUAUUCACUGUAUGAGUGAAACAACUUCAUGGCGAUCACAGCAUCAGAGCUGAAUUAUCCUCAGCCUGGGGUCUCAGGAUUCAGUUUCUGGGAUAAGAGAUAAAGACUUUGAAGAAAAAAAAAUCCGUUGACACUAUGUCUUAAAAACCUUUGAAAUGUGCAGGCCUUCACACGUUUAGCUAAAUUGGGAUUAAUCUUUCUGUAGCUAUCUGCAUAAUUCAUGCUUUUCUUGCCAUCUGCCUCCCUGGUUGACUUUUUGUGGGGAACAACCCUACUGCCACUAUUGUUUUAAAAAUCAGAACUCUUUCCCUUUAAACUACAUGGAAUUCAAACUGAGUGUUUCUGUUUUAUGAGAGAAUUAUAUUUUUCAACUUAUGGCUUUUUGUUUGUUUGUUUGUUUGAUGGGUCCCAGAAAACACUAAUAAAAACCACAGAGACCA